AUGACUUACAUAUUAUCAUUGAUAAGUACACUUAAAUUCACUCUCUUAGCGGCAGUAACACUCCAAGAAGAUGGCGCAUCAUUCAUUCUUGUCCCUCAUGGCUUCAGUCCCGAUAAUGCCGAAAGAGUAAUCAUUCCAGCAGUAAUUUCGGGGCCUCAGCCACCAUUUCCAUGCCUGGUUGCUGGAAUGGGUACAUAUGAACACGGUCAAACAUUCACCAAGGAACAUUUCCAUUACAAAUGCAACAAUGGUACUGCUGAAGUUAUUGAUCUCUAUCAUAGUAAUUAUUAUCUUCCAGCAUGUGUAGCAGAUGAUAAAUCAGUGAUACAUAUCGGUCGAAUGUUUAGACGAGGUGGUGUUAGGCACAAGUGUGAUGUGAAGGGAGACAUGGUCACUUACGAGCAAGAAUCAACAUGUUACGAUAAUGGGAUUCAUUACGAUGUUGGCGAUCAUUUUCGUAAUGGAUCAUUUGUGCUUGUCUGUCAAAAAGAUGGCAUUACGAUUGAAGGUUGUUAUGUUCGAAACACAGAUAUCACAAUUGCUGUAGGAACCGAACGAAUCGUUGAUCAUUAUUUGCAUAAAUGUGAGCUACUUGACCAAGGACGAGUACGAUACACUGCAAAUUGUAUUAUUUUAUUCACUUUAUCAUUGGAACUUCAUCAAACCGUUUCCGUUUUAAAUCUGAUUGGAUGUAAAAAAGAUAAUGAAUUUUUCAAUGAGGGACAAAUAUGGACAUCAGAGCAUAUUCGUUAUCAGUGUACAUCAUAUGGAAUCGUUCGAGUACUUGGUUGUGUGGAUGAUGACGGUUUAUUCGUUGAACUUGGAAGAGAUGUGUUGAUGCGUAAUAUCGUACAUCGAUGUUAUAGAGCAGAUAAAACUACAGUUUACCAUCGUUUCGCAUGUGUUGGGCGAACACUGGCCGAAUGUAUUCUUACACCUCCGGUGCAACGACUAUCUCCAAUUUCCGAGACAUGA
This is a messenger RNA of Acanthocheilonema viteae, 975 nucleotides long. The record is from the annotation of a GenBank genome assembly. NCBI's taxonomy places the organism in Eukaryota, Metazoa, Nematoda, Chromadorea, Rhabditida, Onchocercidae.